Cherax quadricarinatus is the source of this 16206-nucleotide messenger RNA. The record is from RefSeq and is a predicted model, not a curated record. Lineage: Eukaryota; Metazoa; Arthropoda; Malacostraca; Decapoda; Parastacidae.
GCAGCACUACACUAGUCGCCUCCCUACGCUCCUGACCGCUCACAUCCACUCACAACACUGCUUAUUUUAACACUAUCGUUAGAGCAAGUGCUUUCCUGAGUCUCAGCGCAGUUUAUUCCUUUAAAGAAGUGUACAAUUUUGAAGCAGAUAAUUGUAUUACCAUAAUUUGUGCAGGUGUCACAUUAUUAGUUGAGGUGUGCAUGCCUUGCUGGGUGGUGUGAAAGAAAGUAGUGAUGGAGAGUCUGAUUGUUCCGGAGGGGAAGCCGCGGCGGCGGCACUCGGCAGAGGAGUCUGCCAACACCUUAGAUGGUACGUCUCGCUCUCCACUGCCACAACGGAAAGUCAUUCACAGCAGCGCCAGCAUGCACACGCCGCCGCAGCGCAGGAAGCAAGCCUACAUGUACAACAGUGUCCCUCGCAGCAUCGCUCAUGUGAAGGUCUUCGAGAUGGAUGAUACAGAGCACGAUGACCCGCAGAGAAUCAGGCGCAUGAAGGGCAUCUCCGUGGACGUAGACAUUGCCAUGAAGAACAACGAACGAGACGCCAUCCAGAAGAAGACAUUCACAAAAUGGGUGAACAAACACUUGAAAAAGCAUUGGGGAUAUGGCGAGCGCUACACGUGCAUUACGGUGUGCAACAACUACAACGACGACUCCAGCUGCUCACCCGUAGCGGGGAAGCAGGUCCGGGACCUGUUCGAGGACCUACGGGACGGCCACAACCUCAUCUCCCUGCUGGAGGUGUUGUCUGGAGAACACCUGCCCCGCGAGCGUGGUCGCCUCCGCUUCCACAUGCUGCAGAAUGUGCAGCUCACCCUCGACUUCCUUAGAUACCGCAAGAUCAAGCUGGUGAACAUCCGUUGUGAGGACAUCGUGGAUGGCAACCCUAAGUUGACCCUUGGUCUUAUAUGGACCAUCAUCCUUCACUUCCAGAUCUCUGACAUCAUGGUGGGUCAGGCGGAGAACCUGACGGCCAAGGAGGCGCUGCUCCGCUGGGCCCGCAACACCACCCAUAAGUACCCUAGCGUCGACGUCAAGAACUUCACCACCUCGUGGAGGGACGGCCUUGCCUUCGUCGCAAUCAUCCACAGAAAUAGACCCGACCUGGUGGACUGGCGUAACCUUCGCCAGAGGACGCCCAGGGAGCGUCUAGAGACCUCCUUCCAUGUCAUGGAGCGCGAAUAUGGUGUUACCCGACUUCUCGACCCUGAAGAUGUUGAUACCCCGGAACCAGACGAGAAGUCGCUUAUCACCUACGUGUCGCAGCUCUAUGAAAUAUUCCCGGAGCCACCCAGCAUUCAUCCACUUUUCAAUAUCGAAGCACAGCGGAAGCUUGAGGAGUACCGAGAGAUGGCCACCACACUGCUACACUGGAUCCGUGAACAUAUCUCCAUCAUGAGGGACCGCCACUUCCCCUCCAAUACAGUCGAGCUCAAGAGAAUGGCUCAGGAAAGCACCAGAUUCCGUCAAGAAGAAGUUCCACCUCGACUCCGUGACAAGAACAACUGUCAGCGCCUGUACCGCGAGAUACAGAAGCUGCUAGACGGCACCGGCUUCUUGGAGGACGAGCUGACCCCUGAGCUGCACUAUAACAACGUCGACGCAGAGUGGAACAAACUCAUGUCCCACUACCAGGAGAGGGACGACGCUUUGCAUGACUCCUUGUCUGGUGCUGAUAGACUUCAACGUCUAGCUGAGAAAGUCCAUCGCGAAAUCAAACAGACAGAAGUAACUUUAGAAGAGGUAGAAGUCCGUAUAGAGGACGAGGCGAGGAGAGUGGAGCGCCUCCAUCCCAUGGAUGCCAAACGUAACUGUGAUGCCCUUGAUGGAGAACUAGCCCAGUGUGAGGACACCAUCAAGACCCUACACUCUGACGUGAAGCUCCUGAGGGAGGGCAAGUACCACGAGGCCCCCACUCUUCAUAAGCGGGUUGUGAAACUGGAAGAACGAUAUGUUAGUGUUAGGACUCUUUUCGAGAACCGCCUUCUUAUAGUUCUAAACAACCGAUCAUUUACACAACAAGAAUCCUACACUACGACGAAGAGGAUAAUAGUAUCAGAAUCCCGACUGGUGGAAACAAACGAACACUUCCGAUUCCUCCAGGAGUGCAUCAACUGGUGCAAAGAUAAACUUAAAAAACUAAACGACAGCGAAUACGGCAACGACCUGGCGGCAGUGGAGAAGGAGUACGAGAGUCACCAGAAGGAGCACAAGAUCAUCCAUCAAUUCCAUACCAACGUAGACCAGUGUGCAGCUGCUGAGAAUAACUUCUCUGGUGAAGAACACACGGUAUACAUCAGCUUGCUGUCUCAGCUGCGCAAGAUUUAUGCUGAGCUGCUAUCACUGAGCAACAAGCGUGUGUCUGACUUACACAGCCUGCUGGACUUCCUGCAGGCUGCCACCCAGGAACUCAUCUGGCUCAACGAACGAGAAGAACAAGAGCUCAACAGAGACUGGGCCAACAAGAGUCUUAAUAUUAGUGAUGUGGAGCGAUAUUACGAGAAGCUGAUGGGCGAGUUGGAAAAGAGAGAGGUGCAGUUUAGUGCUGUCCAGGACCGUGGUAACAGCUUAGUUAUCGGGCACCACCCGGCCAGCAAGACAGUCGAGGCCUACCUGGCUGCCAUGCAGACUCAGUGGCAGUGGCUCCUAGAGCUCACCCUCUGCCUGGAAACCCACCUUCAGCAUGCAUCCCACUACCACACCUUCUUCACAGACAUUGCCAACGCCGAACAGUGGGUCAUGGCGCAAGAUGAAAAAUUAAACACGACGUUCUCUGUGACUGACUUUGGUCUUGAUGAUGGGGAGCAACUUUUGCGGGAGAUGCAGGACAUCCGCGAGGAACUGGCUCAGUUCAACACCACUGUGGACGAGCUCAUUAAUAGAGCCAAGUCUGUGGUACCUCUUAAGCAACGCAGACAGACGCUAAGACAGCCCACGACAGUAACAGCAAUCUGCAACUACAAAAAGAUGGAUAUGAGUAUCAACAAGGGAGAGAGGUGCACAGUUCACGACAACAGCAACCGUGUCAAGUGGAGUGUGGUGACCAACUCAGGCAACAAGGGCAUGGUGCCAGGCGUUUGCUUCACCAUUCCCCCUCCCAACCAGGAAGCCAUUGACGCUGCCGAAAAGCUUAAGCGGCAGUACGAACGCUGCAUAGCUCUCUGGCAGAAGAAGCAGCUGCGUAUGCGUCAGAACAUGAUCUUUGCUACCAUUAAGGUUGUGAAGAGUUGGGAUCUGGCCCAGUUCAUAGCGAUGGGAGCAGAGCAGCGUAACGCCAUCCGUAAGGCCUUGAACGAGGACGCAGAGAAACUCCUGCAGGAGGGAGACCCGAACGACCCACAGCUAAGGCGACUCAAGAGGGAGAUAGACGAAGUCAACAGACUUUUCGACGAGUUUGAGAGGCGCGCUAAUGAACCGAAACCGGGAACAGUGUUGGUUGAGCAGUGUAAUAGCUUGAAGGAGUACCUAGAUAUGAUGGAAAAAAUGCUCAUCCAGAGAUGUCUGGCCUCCAUCCCAAGGGACCUGGAUCUUUUAGAGCAGUUGGUCAUAGAACACAAACAGUUUGAAAAUGAUCUUUCUUCACAUGAACUGGAGGUUGAGAGUAUCCAGAAGAACUACCAGAACCUGUCCCGUCGUACACCAGCUAUUCAGAGGACAGUGGAAUCCAUCACACAACAGUGGGAUCGUAUCUGGGCCCUCUCGCACGUUUACAUUGAGAGGAUGAAGUGUGUAGAGAUGGUAGUGACUGGCAUUGAGGAGGGCUCGCAAGUGGUUUCAGAGAUUGAGUUGAAGUUGGCUGAACACCAGGACCUGCCUGAUGACCUGGAUGACUUGGAACAUGAACACCAGGAACUGCUAAACAUUCAGCAAGUUAUCCAUGAUCAUCAGGCACUGAUUGAUCGUCUUCUUGAAGAAUGUCGUAAUGUUCACACACUUGUUGUCAAGUCGAGACCAAGUCAAAAGAUACACCCUGAUGUUGAUAAAUUAGAGGAAGAUGUGAGGAAACUUCGCAUACGGUGGGAGAACAUCUGCUCACAGAUCAUUGAGAGGCUGCGAAGUUGUGAGGCUGCGUGCGAGCUUCUUACAAAGUAUCGCAAUGGUCAUGACAUAGAAAAGGUAGAACUAAAUGACAUGGAGAAUGGCCUUCGCAGUCAGAAGAUUGAAGAUCUAGGUCCUUCUGAGGCAGAGCUUGAACUUGAGAGGCUGAGGAGUAUGUACAUGAAAAUUAUAGAGAAGAAAACAAGCAUAGAACAUGUAAAUACCCUUGGCGGCCGAUUCAUACGGGAAGCCAAGAUCUAUGACUUGCGCCUGUCCCAGUACAAGGCCAGUCUAGAGGACGUUCACCCUAGUCUGGACGCGAGCCUAAGCAAGAGGCCUCGCAUCCAGAGCGGGGGCGACAAUGUCAUACAACAGCUUGACAAAUUGAACAACCAGUACCAGUUCAUCGCUGAUGAAACAUACGAUCGCAUUGCCAAGAUCUACAACCGUUUCCAGUAUGAAAAACGCUUUAAUUUCCAGUUGGAGGACCUAGCACCUGUCAGUUUGGAGAAGACUUUCCGAACAGAGCUCAACCUGCCUGAAGUCCGCCCUGACCACUCCAUUCCUAUGAUCAUUGAUAAUGAUAAGGAGUAUCGAGCUCGGUCAGAAGUCCAGGUGACAGUGACAGGUGGGUCCAUUCCCUCACAACUCUUCUCAGCCACACAGCUUAUGGAAUCUGAUCAUGUGGAUGGUCAUUUAGCAACUUCCACCAGCCAUAUAGGUUCCUCCAUGCAAGUUACUACCACAACUUCCACUCGCCGUCUGGCAGCUGCCACUGCAGCAUCAGGAGCUGCAGAGCCUCAUGUAGUGCAUCCUGUUACAGGUGAAAAGCUUUCUUUGUACCAGGCAAUGGAAGGUGGGUUAGUGGACCUUGCAACAGGUACAUUGAUUCACCCUACCACUGGUGAGGACAUUCCCUUGUCUGAAGCUGUGGAACGUGGUUAUGUGAACCCUGUGCUUUUAAAACACUUGGAUACACCUUGCGGUAUAAUAGAUCCAUCGACAAGACGAGAGCUGACACUGUUACAAGCUACUAAACGAGGGUUGUACAGCCCAGAAGAAGGAACCUUCAAGGAUCCCACGACAGGCAAACUGCUAACACCGGAAGAGGCAGCAAAGAUUGGUUUCAUCAUUUUAGAGAAGCAAGCCAUGAUUGAGAAGUACAGACAGUGUGAUACAACAAUUGUGGACAUGGUGGAUAAGGUGAACGAGAUAGAGCGACGCCUGGCUGAACAAGAGCCUGUCAGUGAGACUACUAAUGGUCUCCGCAAUCAGAUCAAUACAGUUAAGGCAAUCAAAGAUGAACUGGAUGAGAUGUUCCGGCCCCUGGGCACAUGCCUGGAUGGUGUGCGGCAAGUAGUUAACCAGGGUGGUGAUGUUUUAUCCCGUGAAGAGUUAGUUUCUUUGGACCAGGCUGCCACCAUUUUGAAACAGCGCUAUGACAGGUGUGUGGUUCAGGCUGAUACCACCCAUCGCCGUCUUGCCACUGCCAUGGAAGAAUUCUCUAAAUAUGAAAAAGAGAUUGCACUCUUCCACACAUGGCUGAAUCAAGCUACAAAGACCUUAUUAGAGAAGGAACGGCUUUGCUCAGACCUUAACAAGAUAAAAAUCCAUGAGCAAGGCUGUCGUGAUUUCUUGGGUGAUGUAAUUGCUCAUCAGGCUGAUUUGCGCUUCAUUACCAUGGCUACACAGAAAUUCCUAGACGAAUCCAGUUUAUACUUGCGUACUGUCAAUAACUUCCGCACAUCCUUGCCAGAGCGCUACCCAUUGUUGCAAGCUGAUCCAGACUCUGUGGUCCGUGAUGCUGCUGAUGAUGUGAGUGUGGAAUUCAAGGACCUACUGUCGCGUGCCAAUAAACUUGUUGAUAGGGCAACAAGUGUUGGUAACAAACAGCGUGAUUACACAGAAGCCAUUGAAAAAGCUGUCCGCUGGCUCAAAGACACUGAGGUAAAAGUGAUUCGCAUUCUACAAGAGCCUGUAGGUGCUGAUCCCAAAGGUGUUCAAGACCAACUAGACAAGGCCAAGGCUAUCAACAAUGAUGUGGUAGCACAGUCACGACUGUUUGAUAAUUGCCGUGCAACAGCAGCCUCUCUGCUUCGUGCCCUGGAAGGAGAGCUAGACACUAGAGAACAAGAGGCUAUUGAACGUCCUCCAGAGGAACUUUCUGACCAGUAUGCUGAACUUGCUGACAGAUUGGGACUCCGUUGCCAGGAGCUAGACACUGCUCUUGUUCAAUGCCAGGGUGUCCAGGAAGGUCUGGAUUCUCUCAUGAACUGGCUCAACAGUAUUGAUCUUCAGCUAAAGAACGCCAGCAAGCCGGCCUCACUGAACCGCGACCGUUUGGACGAGCAGCUGAGAGAGCACCGUCAGCUCCACGCCGACAUCAUGUCCCACCAGGCGUCCGUGGUUCAGAUCAACGACUCCGCCGAGGCUCUGCUCACCUCCGCCUCCAACGUCAGAGUAGCUAAGAAGAUCGAGACCAAACUCAGGGAGCUCAACACAAAGUUCGAGAAAGUAGUGGAAAAGUCAGAAUCUCGAGGACAUCAUCUAGAAAUAGUUUCAACUCAACUGGAUGCAUUUGUCGUCUCAGUAGAACAUUUUGAGGAAUGGUACAUUGAAAUCGUGGAAAUUGUUGAAUCUAGGGAGGUACUAUCUCUAGACGUUGAAAGCUAUGCCCAGAAGAUUGAAGAAAUUGCUGUGCAGCGCGAUGCACGUUCAGGUGACUUUGAUGGCAUGAUUAAAACCGGCAGGGAUCUGGUUUCAAAGAAGGAUGUCACAGAUACUGCACCUGUGAAAGAUAAAAUAAAGAAUUUAGAGGGGCAAUGGAAGGAACUCGGUGACACACUAGAUGAACGAGCACGUAAUGGCAAGGAGCGCUCUGAACAGCUACUUGCGUAUGAGCAACUACGGGAUCGCUGCACUCAGUGGAUCACCACCACAGAAAAUACCCUGGAUAGUGCUCAACCUGUUGGCCUAGAACAAGAAAUUAUCAGAAAGCAAGUUGAAGACCUCAAGCCACUCUUUAGAGAGUAUCGUGAGUAUGGCCCCACAGUUGAUAAACUAAAUGAACUUGGUAAUGCCUAUGAUGCAUUAUUACGUGGGGAGAGACCAGAAAGUCCAUCAAGGAGACGAUCAUCUGUGACACCAGUGAAGCGGCCAUCAAUCACCUCGCCUCUGAAAUCUCCAGUGAGGCGAGUGUCACAAGAUGCACGCAGUCCCUCACCAUCUCCAAAGAUGAUGGGAUUCAACGGCUCUGGGCCCAUGUCUCCCAUCCCAGGCGGUUAUGCUAGCAGGCGCACAUCACAAGAAGGAUACCACCUUGAUGAUAUGAGUCCUAUCCAAAAGGAACUGAUGCAGGUUAACAACCGUUAUGAUAUGAUUGGAAUGAGGCUUACUGAUCGCCAGAAUGAUUUGGAUAUUAUGAAAGAUGAAUUGAAGAAGUUGGCAGAAAACAUUAGGUCUAUCACCUUAACUCUAGAAAAGUCUGAGCGCAGUAUGCCACGAGAAGCGGUACCUACUACCAGGGAAGAGGCUGACAAGCAUAAUAGACAGUGUAAGGCUAUAUUAGAUGAUCUUCUUGAGAAACAGCCAGCUUUGGAUUCAUUGAAAAUUCAGGUGGCAGAACUGAUUAAAAAGCGACCAACAGCUCCAGGUGCUGAUAUCUUGAAGGAUCAAGUAGACCUUAUAAGUGAUCGUUAUAAAGAACUUCAGGGUCGCUUGAAAGAUCGACUUAGUUUCUUAGAACAUACAAAGGAUUUCCUUGAGAGUUAUGAUUCUCUGAACAACUGGCUUAGUUCAAAAGACAGAAUGAUGACUGUACUUGGGCCAAUAGCAUCAGAUCCUCGUAUGGUACAAAUGCAGGCUCAGCAAGUGCAGGUGUUGAGAGAUGAGUUUCAGGCACAAGAACCAAAACUCAGCGAUCUUAAUGACUCAGGUGAUGCAAUUAUUGGAGUAUGUGAACCAAACUCAAUGGGUGCGAAGAAAAUCAAUGACAAAUUGGAUGCUAUCAACAAUAAAUGGACGGAGCUAAUUGGUCAGCUAGAUACUCGUAAUUCUGCUCUCAAUGCAGCUUCAGAUGCCAGUACAGACUUUUAUGAUAAUUACAACAAAUUACAUGAUGCCCUUACAAAGUUAGGUGAUGAUUUUGAUGAAGUUACUGCUGGUGGUGCAGAUUCUGCUAAGCAGAUAGAGGCUGUCAAUGCACUGGAAAAAGGUUUGGAGAAAGCACGUGGCGCUUUGAUUGAUCUAGAAGGUCUUGGUGAGCACCUUAUAUCUAUUUUAUCUGAUCCAUCUUCUAAGACUGAUAUAAAGUCUAAAAUAACUCAGCUCAACAAGAUGUUUAACCAUCUUGAAAAGAAACUAGGUAACCGUAAAUCUGAACUGGAGGCAUCACUCAGAGAUGAAGAGGUGUUUGGCCAAUCGUGCCAGGAUAUUCAAGAAUGGCUAGCAGAUCAAGUAGCUCAUUUAAAGGAUCGUCUGUUAGUUUCUGCAGAUAGAGAUCUAUUGUCAAAUCAAGUUAGUGACUUUGAACCCAUCUAUAAGGAUCUUAUGGCUAAAGAACAUGAGGUCAUAAUGAUGAUCAAUAAAGGUAAAGAUAUUGUUGCAAAAUCGUCCCGUAAGGAUCUUAAUCGUCAGUUAUCAGAUACACUGGAUGCUAUCAAAAAAGAGUGGGAUAAUGUUCGUAAGACGGCUGUAGACCGUCGCACAAGACUACAGAAAUGCAUGGAUACUUGUAAAAAGUUCCACAGUCAGCAGGACAAGUUCAAUCCUUGGCUAGAUAAGGCUGAAGAGAGAGUACAAUCUUUAGAACCUAUUGCCUUUGCAAAGAAAGCCAUUGAUAAGCAGAUAAAGGAAAUACAAUCAUUCAAGAAUGAAGUGUCUCGCCGUAGUGGAGAAUAUGAGAACAACAGAACUGCUGGUGAAAAACUGAUUUCAUGUACGGAUACUGAUCAUGAAGGUGUUGAAGAUGCUCUUGCAUUUAUGAAAGAACGCUGGGACCACCUUAAUGCUGUUGUUUUUGCACGUGCUCAAGACCUAGAUGAUGUUGCGGCAAAAUUGGCAGAUUUCAAUGACAAAGCUAGAGACCUUGACCAUACAUUACAACGCUGUGGAGACAGAUUAGCUUCUCUUGAUGCACUUGGUGGAGCAGGAAAAGAUGCAAAAUCUUUAGAGAGGAUGAAAGCUCUUCUUGAUGAAACUGAUGCACUUGGUAAGCAGGUAGACCAAGUAAAGAUUAAGGGUGAAGAUUUGUGUGGUGCAGCUGAUGCCCUUGGUUCAGAUGCUAAUCAUAUCCAGGAACAGGUUGAAAAUCUUGCAGACCGCUAUGGUGACUUGAAGGGCAAAUUGGAGGAUCGCUGUCAUGAUCUGGAAGAGGCAUCACAAGCUGUCAAUCAGUUUGGUGCCCUAGUUAAAAAUGUGGGUCAAGAAUUAACAAGCUUAGAUGAUGAACUUGAUCGCAUGGGACCUGUUGGAAGAGACAGGAAGACUGUUUCUAGUCAGAUUGACCAACUUCAGAGUUUCCUGUCAAAGGUUGACCACAAGAAUGAAGAAAUUGAGGAUGCUAAAGCAGCUUUAGAUGAUUUAGUCACACAAGGAUUCACAGGACCUAACAACCGUGCAGCUGAAGACCAAAUUAAACAGCUUGGACGACAAUUGAAGAAAAUUCAAGACAGAUGUGAUACACGUGCAAAGGAACUUGAUACUGUCUUGAAGAAACUAGAUAAUUUCUAUAACAAAUACAACUCUGUCAUGGAUGAUAUACAAGAAGCAGAUAAGGAAGGAGAUACAUUCAAACCAGUGGGUGCAGAUGUAGACACCAUUAUUGCCCAACAGGAAGAGUUCAAGCAUUUCAAGGGAGAAAGGGUAGAGGUUCUCGGAAAGCAGGUUACUGAAUGUAACAAACUAGGACAAGGCCUCAUUCAGAGUGCUGCUUCUGGUGUAAACACACAAGACCUAGAAAAUGACAUUGAUGCAAUGAAUGAGUCUUGGAAUAAGUUGAAAGUGAUGAUUGGUGACAGAGAGAAAGCUUUGGAUAAGGGCUUAAUGCAAUCUGGUAAAUUCCAGGAUGCAUUGGAUAGCAUGCUGCAGUGGCUAGGAAACUUUGAAGAAAUGAUGGAAAAUCAGGCACCUAUCUCUGGAGAAUAUUCUGUAGUAAAGGCCCAAGCACAGGAACAGAAAUUCUUGAGGAAAAUGCUCAUAGACCGUCAAAAUGAAAUGCAAUCUCUGCUUGCCAUGGGCCGUAAUUUAGCAGCUGAUUUGGAGCCAUCUGAAAAGGCAGCAGUAGAAGGGCAGUUAGACGAUUUGCUUAAUCGCUUUGAUGAUGCCAGUGCUCGAUCACAAGAGCGCAUGGAAGCUCUUGAAGAAACACUGAAGGUUGCUAAGGAAUUCCAGAAUAAACUCAAUCCUAUUACUGAAUGGCUAGACCGUACUGAAAAAAAAUUAAAGGAGAUGAGCACUGUACCAUCUGAUGAAGAAAAAAUACAAAAACUUCUCGAUGAACAUGAUAACCUUCAUGAUGAAAUUCUUGGGCAAAAACCAGCAUUUGAUGAUCUCACUGAUGUAGCCACUGCUCUUAUGAGUCUUAUUGGAGAUGAUGAAGCCAAUGCUUUAGCAGACAAAUUACAAGCUACCACUGACAGAUAUGGGCAGUUGGUAGAAGAUUCGGAGGUACUUGGUCGCCUCCUUCAAGAGUCUAAGGUUGGCCUUCGUCACCUUGUACUUACCUAUGAAGAUCUCUUGUCAUGGAUGGAUGAAAUGGAAGCGAGACUUUCUAAAUAUCGCAUUUUGUCAGUAUUUGUGGAGAAGCUCUUGGAACAGAUGGAUGAGCUGACAGAUCUUGGGGAAGAGGUAGUUUCACAUGAAAAACAAGUGGCUGAGGUUAUGGAUGCUGGUUCUAAUCUGAUGAAACACAUCUCAAGUGAUGAAGCUCUUCAGUUGAAAGAUAAGCUGGACUCUAUACAUAGACGUUACAAUGAUCUCAGUGCCAAAGCUACUGACCUACACAAAGCAGCUAAUGAAGCAUUGCCACUUGUUCAACAAUUCCACAAUGCCCAUGAGCGCUUGGGAUCAUGGAUGUUGUCUGUUGAAGGUCAACUUCAAAGCAUAGACUCGUCUGGUCAAGGGCUGUUGGAGGAAGAAAUAGAGAGGUUGGCUCAUGAAAUACAAGAAAACCGUCCAUUAGUGGAGGCAGUAAAUCUUGUGGGGCCACAGUUAUGUCAGAUUUCUCCAGGUGAAGGGGCCUCAAAUAUUGAGACCUUAGUAACAAGAGACAAUAGAAGGUUUGAACAAAUUUGUGAACAAAUUCAGAGACGAAUGGAGAGAAUUCAUAUGUCCAAACAAAGAUCACAGGAAGUCACUCAAGAUAUAGAUGAACUUCUAGGCUGGUUCCGUGAGGUAGAAGGCCAGAUACGUGAAGCUGAACCUCCAAGUGUGGAUCCUGAAGAAAUCAGAAUCCAGUUGAAAGAACACAAGGCUCUGAAUGAUGAUGUAGCUAGUCAGAAGGGCAGAGUAAGAGAUGUUUUGUCCAAUGCCAAGAAAGUAUUGAGAGAGUCGCCACAUCAUGAAGACACCAGUGAACUUAGAGAAAAAAUGGAUGAUCUUAAGGAAACUAUGGAGUCAGUUUCUAAACUAUCAUCAGAUAGGUUAUCUACAUUAGAACAGGCCUUACCUCUGGCUGAACACUUCUUUGACACUCACCAUGAGCUGGAUGAUUGGCUUGCAGUCAUGGAAAAUGAAGCAAUGGUGAUGGAUACUCCUGCUCUUAGAGCUGAUCAAAUCAUACGCCAGAUGGAGAGGAACAAGACAUUCCUUCAGUCUAUUGGAGACCAUAAACCUCUUCUUGACAAACUCAACAAGACUGGUGGGGCCCUUCUGAAACUUGUUAAUGAUGAAGAUGGAGCUAAAAUUCAAGAACUUUUGGAAAGUGAUAAUGAUAGAUACAAUGCACUUAAAUAUGCACUUCGUGAACGUGGUCAAGCUCUAGAGGAUGCUUUACAGGAAACUAGUAAAUUCUCUGACAAAUUGGAUGGCAUGCUUUCUUCUCUGGCUGAGACUGCUGACCAAGUAAAGAAUGCAGAACCUAUCUCGGCCCAUCCUGAGAAGAUACACGAGCAAGUGCAAGAAAAUAAUGGUAUCAUAGAUGAUCUCGAUAGAAAAGAAUCUGCCUUUGCUGCUGUAAAGGCUGCUGCAGAAGAUGUCAUUAGCAAAGCCUCGCGAAAUGACCCAGCUGUGAAGGACAUAAAAACUAAGCUGGAUCGCCUUAAUAAGCUAUGGGAUAUGGUACAGAUGGCAACAACUCAACGUGGCCAGUCCCUGGAAGAUGCACUCUCGAUGGCUGAAAAGUUCUGGGAUGAACUGCAAAAUGUUAUGACUGCAUUGAAGGAUCUUCAGGAAACCCUUAAGGCUCAAGAGCCAGUGGCAGUGGAACCACAAGCCAUUAAACAACAACGUGAAGAAUUAUCCCAAAUAAAGAGCAAGAUAGAUCAGACUAAGCCAGAAGUAGAACAGGUUCGCCAAACUGGUCGGGACUUGAUGACACUAUGUGGAGAAGCUGAUAAACCUGAGGUUAAGAAGAACAUUGAAGACUUGGAUUAUGCAUGGGACAAUGUCACUGCUCUCUAUGCCAAACGUGAAGAGAACCUAAUUGAUGCUAUGGAGAAGGCUAUGGAAUUCCAUGACACAUUAAGGAAUAUGUUGGAGUUCUUGGAGAAGGCAGAGGAUAAAUUUAAUGGAAUGGGCCCCAUUGCUGGAGACAUAGAAGCUAUCAAAGAACAAAUUAAUCAGCUGCACAAGUUUAAGGAUGAGGUCGAUCCCCACAUGGUGAAAGUUGAAGCCCUGAACAGACAAGCUCAAGAAUUGAAAGAGCGGACAUCAGCUGAUCAGGCAGCUGCCAUAAUGAAACCCCUGGGCGAAGUGAACCGACGGUGGGAUGAGCUGCUCAAGGGCAUUGUUGAAAGACAGCGCAACUUAGAAUAUGCUUUGCUUAAACUUGGACAAUUCCAGCAUGCUCUGAAAGAAUUGAUGAUCUGGAUUGAGCGCACUACAAAGACUGUUGAUGAUCUCAAGCCAGUAUUUGGUGACCCACAAGUUAUUGAAGUUGAGUUGGCAAAAUUAAAGGUUACAAUUAAUGACAUCCAGGCUCAUCAGUCCAGUGUUGAUACACUUAAUGAUGCUGGAAGGCAACUGAUUGAAGCUGACAAAGGCUCUGAAGAUGCUUCUAAUACCCAAAAGAAACUUGCUGAACUAAGUAAAAAGUGGAGUGAACUACAGGAUAAAGCAAAUGGCAAACAGAAUGAUUUGGAAAAUGCCCUGAGAGAAGCUCAGAUAUUCACAGCUGAAAUUCAGGAUCUUUUACUUUGGCUGGGCGAUAUAGAUGCUGCUUUGUCAAGCUCUAAGCCAGUUGGAGGCCUUCCAGAAACUGCGAAGGAACAGCUUCUUCGCUUUAUGGAGAUAUAUGAUGAUUUGGAGGAAAACCGUUCCAAGGUAGAAGCUACUCUUCAGCAAGGCCAGGAAUAUCUGAAACGGUCUCGGGAAGGUGCUGCCACUAAUCUUAACCAUAGUCUCCGCACCUUAAAGCAGCGUUGGGAAAGUGUCAUGAACCGUGCCAGUGAUAAGAAGAUAAAGUUGGAGAUAGCUUUGAAAGAGGCUACAGAGUUCCAUGAAGCCUUGCAAGCAUUUGUUGAUUGGCUCACUGAAGCAGAGAAUUUAUUAAAUUCCCAGCAACCUGUGUCUCGUGUGCUGGACAUCAUUCUUAUACAGAUUGAAGAACAUAAUAGCUUUAAGAAAGAUGUCACUGCACAUAGAGAAGUGAUGCUUAGUUUAGAUAAAAAGGGAACCCAUCUUAAAUACUUUAGUCAAAAGCAAGAUGUCAUCCUUAUUAAGAAUCUCCUGGUUUCUGUGCAGCAUCGAUGGGAGAAGGUAGUAUCCAAAGCGGCAGAGAGAACGCGUGCUCUUGACCUUGGAUUUAAGGAAGCUAAAGACUUCCAUGAUAACUGGAAUGAACUGGUCACUUGGCUUGAUGAUGGAAACACACUUGAUGACUUAGCUGCAAAUGUUGGAAAUGAUCCUGAAAAAAUCAAAGCUCAGAUUGCAAAGCACAAGGAAUUCCAGAAGUCUCUUGGUGCCAAGCAGCCAGCCUAUGAUAGUACAAUGAAACAGGGCCGUGGCCUGCAAAACAAGGCUCCAAAAUCCGAUGAAGAGACAUUAAAGCAAAUGAUGACUGACUUGAAGAACAAAUGGAACAGUGUUUGUCAGAAGAGUGUAGACCGCCAGAGGAAGCUGGAAGAAGCCCUUCUCUUUACUGGUCAGUUUAAGGAUGCAACCCAAGCACUUCUGGAUUGGCUCAAGAAGGUUGAGUUAGGCCUUGUAGAUGAUGGACCAGUUCACGGAGAUCUUGAUACUGUUAUGGCACUAGUUGAGCAGCACAAGGCUUUCUGUAUUGAACUCAAGAACCGUUCUGUACAAGUUCAGAGUGUGCAUCGUACAGCAGAUGAACUGUUAAUCAAAGCUAGUGCUGAAGAUGCUGUUACUAUUCGUUCACAAAUUUCAGAGCUAGUAAGCUCUUGGGAAAGGGUUGAGACAGCAACAGAAAUUCGUACUAGACGUUUAGAAGAAGCAUUACAAGCUGCUGAGCAGUUACAUAAGGUUGUACACAUGCUGCUUGAUUGGUUGUCUGAUGCUGAGAUGAAACUGAGGUAUGCUGGACCACUGCCAGAUGGUGAAGAGGAGACUAGACAACAGAUUGCUGAGCAUGAAGCAUUCUUAUCUGAACUGAAUCGGAAGGAAAAGGAAAAGGAUGAUACAAUUGCUUUGGCUGAAGAUAUCCUUGCUAAAGCUCAUCCUGAUGGCGUUGCAACUAUUAAACACUGGAUCACAAUUAUCCAGUCUCGGUGGGAGGAAGUUAUGGCAUGGGCCAAGCAGAGAGAGACGAGAUUGGCUGACCACCUUAGGAGUCUACGUGAUCUUGCUGGACUUCUUGAUGAACUUAUGCGCUGGCUUCUUCAAGCUGAAAGCAAUUUAACAAUCUUGGAAGCAGAACCCCUGCCUGAUGACAUCCCUGCAAUUGAGGCUCUCAUCACUGAUCAUAAAGAAUUCAUGGAUGAAAUGCAGAAGAAAGAGCCAGAUGUGCUAAGCAUUUGUAAGCCAACCAAACCUCGACCUUCACUUUCUCAGCAAGGCAAAAAGCGGUCAAGAGCAUCACUAGGUCGUGAGAGUGUGAGCCCGGGAAGAGAAUCUUCGCCAGAGUUUGAUUAUCCAUCACGACGGUCCAGUCGUAUCAGUCCAGAUCGAGAAUCUUCACCAGGGCCUAAAUCUCGAAAGUCCAGCCGCUCAUCACCAGCACGUGAGAUCACCCCUACACGGGAGUAUCCGCGACCAUGGAUGUAUGGAGCAAGAACAACACCACCACGAGAGUCCUCACCUGGAGCUGAUCGUGAAAGAGACUGGCCACUUACGCACUUGCGCUUUGCCACAUCCACACCAACGCCUUCUGCUGGUGCUGCUGCAGCAGGCGGGAGGAAGAGCAGCAAAGUUAGCGUGCGAGAGGAACCUCAAAUCAAGAAUCCCCAGGCUCGUGCAUUAUGGGAAAAAUGGCAGCACGUUGGCUUCAUGGCAUGGGAACGUAUGCGACGUCUCCAUGACAAGCUCAGCUACCUCCAUGAACUUGAGAAGCUUAAGAACUUCUCUUGGGAAGAAUGGCGAAAAAGGUUCAUGAAAUUCAUGAAUCACAAAAAAUCAAGAGUGACUGACCUAUUCCGUAAGAUGGACUCUGACAAUGAUGGAGCUGUUCCUCGUGAGGACUUCAUUGAUGGUAUCCUUAAGACUAAGUUCCCUACCAGUCGUUUGGAAAUGGGCACUGUAGCAGACAUAUUUGAUCGCAACCAAGAUGGGUAUAUUGAUUACCAAGAAUUUAUAGCUGCACUUCGGCCGGACUGGGAGCGUAAGGGCCCUCUGACAGAUGCCGAGAGGAUUGAUGACGAAGUACAGAAACAAGUUUCCAAGUGUACUUGUCGACAGAAGUUCCGAGUUCACCAAGUGGGCGAGGGCAAGUACAGGUUUGGAGACAGUCAGAAACUUCGCUUGGUUCGUAUCUUACGGUCAACGGUUAUGGUUCGUGUCGGAGGUGGAUGGGUAGCACUAGAUGAAUUCCUUGUCAAAAAUGACCCAUGCCGAG